AUGACAUCCACAGCUACGGAGGUAACGCAAGUUCAGAGUCUUGCCGCCAUACGAAAUUUUAUUCGUGUGGCUGUUUCUUGCGUUACGUACCUUCGGGGUUUGUGCAACGACGAGUCGUACCAGCCACGACAAUUUCUCGGUCUGCAGCUCAAACAGUUGGUGCGAUCAUCGCCUGAAGCCGACGUCAUAUCACAGUGGAUGGAAGAUGGGGCAUUUGAUGCCCUCAACAAGGGGUAUUUGAAGGCGCUUUCCCUCUGCAUAUAUGCCCCAAAUUUCACGGAGCUGCUUGAAAGCUACAGCUUCACCGUGUCGUACUCUCCAGACGGUCAGCGGGCUUCAUUGAGGUUUGCAGGCAACUCUCAGGGCGACGGGAAAAUGUGUUCGCUCACAGCUGCAACAACAGCCACGGCAAGAACUCGAAGAAAACGGCACACACGUCAGGAGGUUCAGCAGGCGCUUGCAGGUAUUAUCACAAAACUCGUUGAGGUGGUGGAGGGAUUACCGCCGCUCCUUUGUGAGCGUGUCUUGGCGAUGCAGCUGACGUAUUAUGAAGAUGUAACGCCACCGACGUACGAGCCGCCUUGUUUUUCCCCUGCGAGUGCCCACCUCGUUGGUCUUCAUCAACAGGAGACGAAGCAGAGUGCCAACAUUGCGUCGCUUGAUACGGGCCAUCACAUGAUGUCUAUCACCAUUCGGCACCGCUUUUUUGACCGGUUGUUGUCACAUUCGUCCAUGUUGGCUGGAAACUCCACCAUGACAACAUCAACGGUAGACACGACAUUUUCCGACACGGAGGGGGAGGCGGCACUCAAACAGGUUCAGGAUGUAAAUGCAGCGCGUAAACAGACGUAUUCAGUCAAGGAUUCGUCACGGGAUUGCCCUGAGGAUCAAACGACCAACUCCUUCUCGUCUUCAAAGGAACUUGCCUUUCUUGUGUUUACGUGUUUUGUGUUGACAAAGUCACCUGCCGUUUAUCGGGGACGAGUAUCCAUGGGGGAAAUUGCGGAUUAUCUUCGCGUCUCAUGCCCACUCGAGAUCACACUGGAGAUGGCCCAACAAAUGAUGUGCCGACUGGAGCUGGAGGGUGUUGUCUCGGCGGCGGCGCAGCAGGAGUGGGUUGUGCAUCCACUUCCUGCUGCAACAAUUGCGAGUUCACUCCUCACCCAGCGGCAGGUGGUGUUGCUACUCAGCACACAGAUUCAUCGAGACUUGGAACGUCUCGUCAAAGGAGGAGAUACGACGCGAAUGAGCGUCGUUGCGAGGCGUAAGCGUCAUCGAGACAAAGACUGA
Molecule: messenger RNA, 1290 nt
Organism: Trypanosoma cruzi
Lineage: Eukaryota; Euglenozoa; Kinetoplastea; Trypanosomatida; Trypanosomatidae
Exons: 1
Coding region: 1-1290 (429 amino acids)
Source: RefSeq, a predicted model, not a curated record